Metarhizium robertsii ARSEF 23 is the source of this 858-nucleotide messenger RNA. Its product is annotated as Outer membrane protein, beta-barrel. Lineage: Eukaryota; Fungi; Ascomycota; Sordariomycetes; Hypocreales; Clavicipitaceae. Bases 1 to 858 code for a protein of 285 amino acids. The record is from RefSeq and is a predicted model, not a curated record. The transcript is spliced from 4 exons.
AUGGCCACCGAAACGGAGACGCUGUCGCUGCCUCCCACAACGGCCCCAACCGACUUUACAUCGUCUGCGCUUUGCCCGCCGCCGCACAUAAACAACUCCGACCAGGACUGUACAAUGAAUGAGGUACACUCGGUGGACUGGGAUACUAAUAUGACGACCCCGUGUCUUAUGCCCGAGUCCAAAGUAGGCGCUGUUCCUCAGCCGCCGCAGCAGUUCAUGAUGCAUCCUCUGGGUCAGCCGCAGCAAGUUGAAUACAACGAUGACAUGUCUGACUCUGGAAGCAGCAAUAUCAGCAGUAGUAUCUUCAGUCAACAAAGCGUUGAAGAGUCCUGCCGACGAGCUUUGCCUCACUUUCCUAGACCAGCUAUUUCGUUCCCUAUGCCGGCUCUGGAAUUCGAUUUCCGCAUAGCUGUGGCUUUGAAUCCAGAGCCAUCAAGGGUGGAAAACAAGGUCAAGAAAGAAAUCACCACCGUCGCUGCUGGACAAUGGUCUGGCUCGUUUGGUAACGGACGGGUGCUAGCCGGUGGAUAUGAUCUAGGUCAAGCCAGAGGAUUUAGACCCAUCCGUAUCGUCGAAGGCGCCUUUGUCAUGCAAACUACUGAUCAGCCACCCGCCGUUCUCGAGAUGCGAACCCGGGGCUCACUCUCCGGGCCCUGUGAUAUUCUAGACUCGCUUCUUGGACCUGGCCAAUCCAAGGAUAUCGAUCCUCGCCAAUAUGGCUUCCGCAUGUUUGCUACAGUGAAAACGCCUGACAAGCGUUAUGCGGAGAUUGUUAAUUGCGGUUUGUGGGUAGCCAGCGGUAUGUGGUCUGGUGAAGAGCUCAUCAUCGAGUAUGUCAUUCAUUUCCUUUUCUCCUAG